Messenger RNA from Beta vulgaris subsp. vulgaris (sugar beet), 681 nucleotides. RefSeq lists its product as uncharacterized. The coding region runs from base 1 to 681 and encodes 226 amino acids. NCBI's taxonomy places the organism in Eukaryota, Viridiplantae, Streptophyta, Magnoliopsida, Caryophyllales, Amaranthaceae. The record is from RefSeq and is a predicted model, not a curated record. The transcript is spliced from 2 exons.
AUGGAUUCUAAGAAAGCUCCUAUAGCCUGGAGAAAAUUCUAUGAUCCUAAAACCUGUGGUGGUUGGAACCUGGUUAACAUGACUCUUUGGAAUAAGGCUGCAAUGCUUAAGCUACUAGAGACUUUGCAGUUGUUGGGAGGAUGGAAUGAGGUGUGUAAAGCUGGCAAAUUCAGUAUUAAGCAAGCCUAUAAGCUCCUUCAAGGUAUACAACAGCAUGUUCCUUGGAAAAGACUUAUUUGCAACAAUCAUGCUUCACCAAAGAGCAAGUUUAUUGUCUGGUUAGCUAUUCAAAAUAAACUGGUUACCACAGAUAGGCUUAUCAAGUGGAAUGUUCCUUGCAGAGCUAUUUGUUGUCUUUGUGAUAGAGAAGAGGAAAGUGUGCAACACUUGUUCUUUGUGUGUGAUUACUUUGCUAGUAUUUGGAGAAGGGUGUGUCAGAUCAUUGGUGCUUCAAGCUCAGGCAGUACCUUUGAUCAGGAGUGUGUCAUAGCUAUUGCUAAAGCUAGGGGAAGUACAAGAAAGGCAAAGAUUUACACAAUGUGCUUCAGUGAAACCAUCUAUGCUGUGUGGGGUCAAAAAAAAAAAAUUUUCAAUGGCAAGUGCUUAGAUUGUAGUCAGGUGGUUAAAGAAAUUAUUUUCAGGGUAGCUUGCUUAUGUAAAGAGGAAGAUAGACAUUUGUAG